Melampsora larici-populina 98AG31 is the source of this 693-nucleotide messenger RNA. RefSeq lists its product as uncharacterized. Bases 1 to 693 code for a protein of 230 amino acids. The record is from RefSeq and is a predicted model, not a curated record. Lineage: Eukaryota; Fungi; Basidiomycota; Pucciniomycetes; Pucciniales; Melampsoraceae. The transcript is spliced from 3 exons.
AUGUUCCUUGCAAAGCAUCUUACACGUGCAUUUAUCUUUGCUUCAACCUCAUUUAAUCAACCUUUGCCAGAACCCAAAGAGACUCCCGUUGCGUACCCCGCCGCGUUAGGAGAUUUGGCACACACGGAUCUGCAAGAAAUAACCAGUGUCACGUUACCCAGUGGGCAAAAGAUUGAAAGUGGGGAUUUUGUUUUGUUGCAGGACUCUGACCACAUUGCCCAUGUGGCCUUGAUCUGGAAACCAAACGGUCAUUCACCAUCCACCACAGUCCUAUUAUUGGACAUUUGCAAUCGCGGGAGGAUUGUACCAUUCUAUGGGAUGCGUGAGGUCAUAGUCACCGAACAGCAGGUGUUGAAGCAAGUCAAGCACAAUUGCCAUGAGGGCCACUUUGAUGUUGGGCAAUCUCGUGGGAUGCGGGUCACAGGGAAAGACGUUGGGACAACCAUUCCCAUCGUCACUCAGGACGAUUCCAAGUCUUUUGUUCUAAACUCGGCUGCCCACUACUCAGCAGAUUUGCACAGACAGCUCUCUCGAGUGCAAGUGUCCAGGGUUGGAAGUGAACAAUGGCACAAUGCCAUCAAGAUGGGGGUCGACACCUGGAAGUCAGUGCCCGUGCGCCCACGUCAGCAACGAAAACGCAAAGUCACCAAGCAAACCAUCGACAACAGCUCUUCAGACAGUGAUGAGGAAUAG